Messenger RNA from Clupea harengus (Atlantic herring), 2479 nucleotides. RefSeq names its product keratocan (gene kera). Gene Ontology annotation, molecular function: protein binding. The record is from RefSeq and is a predicted model, not a curated record. NCBI's taxonomy places the organism in Eukaryota, Metazoa, Chordata, Actinopteri, Clupeiformes, Clupeidae.
CGGAUUAUGACCUCUGCUCUAUGCGUGGGUGGGGCUUGGCACACUGCGCAGUCACGGUCACGGCCAGUGAGGAUAGAACACCGUGAGGUGACCCGUACUACAAAUACGGGCACGUUUGGCACCUGCACCUCACUGUCUGCACAGAACAACAGCCCUGCAAGAGUAGGAACCUACAGGAAAGGAAACAGUUCAGGAACACCUAAGGUUUGACGUGGAUCAUGGAGACUCUACCCCUCCUCCUCUCGGUCCUACUCUUGGCCGGUAUGGCAUCGUCUCAGGAGAUGCCCCACGAGCACAUCCUGGCUCAGCUCCAGGCUUGCCCUAAAGAGUGCCGCUGCCCUCCCAGUUUCCCGAAUGCGGUCUACUGCGACAACAGGAGCCUAAAAAGGGUCCCCGUAAUCCCACCGUACACCUGGUACCUCUACCUGCAGAGCAAUGGAAUUGAGGUGCUGCCGGAGGAUGCUUUUCGCAAUGCCACUCAGCUCAAGUGGCUCAAUCUGAACCGUAACAAGUUGACCAAUGAGGGGAUCCAGGAAGGGGCACUCCGGGCACUGCCUAACCUGGUGCACCUGUACAUGGAGGACAACCAACUGACCUCUGUGCCCUCUCCCCUGCCCCCUAAACUGGAGCAGCUGCGCCUCUCCCGAAACCGCAUCUCCAAGAUCCCAGUGGGAGUGUUCGCUGACAUGGACAGCCUGACCCUGCUGGACUUGCAAGGGAACAAGCUCCAGGAUGAUGCUGUGACUGAGGUUAGCCUGAAAGGCCUGAGCAACCUAGUCCAGAUCAACCUGGCCAAGAACCAGCUUGGUAACAUGCCCCUGGGUCUGCCACCAACUAUGACUCAGAUCUACCUGGACAGCAACAACAUUCAAAAGAUCCCCGCGGAGUACUUCAAAGGAAUGCCCAAGUUGACUUUUCUCAGGCUCAACAACAACAAGCUGGACAAUGGUGGAGUUCCCAAGAAUGUGUUCAACAUUUCCAGCAUCAUGGAUCUGCAGUUGUCGUACAAUGAGUUGACCGAGAUUCCCCAAAUCCCAGCUAGCCUUGAGCAGUUACAUCUGGACCACAACAAGAUCAAGAGUGUAAAUGGAUCAGAUAUCUGCCCAGGGCCUGCUGGUGCUUUUGAUGACUACCACGAUGAGAAGAGUCCUCGUCUGCGCUACCUUCGUCUUGAUGGCAAUGAGAUCAAGCCUCCCAUCCCCCAGGACCUGAUGUUCUGUUUUAGGCGUCUCAGUGCCGUGGUCAUCUAGAGACCACUGCUGCCUCUGCUCUUGAACUUGUCGGAACCACAAGGGACAGAAAUCUACGUAGGCAAGGAUGUCUGAGGACAAGAUAACGGCAAAGAUUGUAGGCUAUUCGCGCAUCUGUGAACUACAUUCAAGAAACUGAAUCAUACUCACCUCUGCUAGUAAUAGCUUUGACUGGGAACCCUCAGCAUUAUCUUUCAGAUCAAUGUGCCUUUGAAAAUAUUUGUAUGAGAACAAAUAUUUUAGACAAACAAGCCAGGAUUUGGAUUUGGUCCGUUUCCACCCUUUUCUUCAUUCUGUCUAGAGGGUAGAAGGUAUAAUAAAACCCUAUGUUGGGUAUCUGUUGGUUGUUGUAGUUGAACAAAAUGUUUUGUCAUGAAAAUUUGUAUUUUCCCACAAGAAUAGUCAAUUAGUGAAAAGAACAAUUAUCUAAGAUGUCAUUUGGAACACAGGGAAAUCAUAUGUGUAAUUGGCCUAUGUGCUCCCAUGGUACGAAACCAUUGACCUUGGUGGUGUUAGCAUCUUAGCACCCCUCCUCUCAAGACCACCACAUAUUGAUAACAUUUAGCACAACACUCCAAAACUGACAAGGUUCUUUGUGAUCAACACCACACGAGAAGCGUGCUAUAUCAUGACGAUGACACACUGCAAACGCACAUUGGUUUGAUGCAGUUUUCAAAUAGUCAUGUUGGUGCUGAGGCAUCACAUAAGAUGCCGGAUUAAUGCAAUAAAUUAGAAAGACUUUUUUUCAGAAUGCAUUUCUUUUUCUUUUUUAAUUUUGUUGCAUGUGAACAAGUUCCAUCAGUUAAUGUUAUUUUCUACCUUACUGAAUGUUUGGAUUGGGGGUAUGUGGAUUAUGUACUAUCACUUUUUAAUUAUUUGUCAAAAGGUCACAUUUUAUACUACAUUUAAGAGAUAAUGAGACUUUGUCUUGUCUUGAUAGAUGAAAAAUAGAAUAAGAACCCAUGUGGCUUAGGAAUGCAUGUGAAUAAAAAUUUGGAUUAUUUUCAGCACAUUUGUUGCUGAAAUUCACUUAUGUGAAAAAAUAUUUAAAUAUCAUUAAAACUGCGACUCAACUGACUGCCAGUUGAAUAUAAUGUGAUCCUUUUGUAGCAAAAAAGGAAUUUAUUUCUUCCAUUUUGUACUGGGUGUUGAAUUGUACAUUGAAGAGUAAAUUACGUGUUAAUGCAAGAAGUUUAUCAUGAAUAUAAAGCUGGUUUCUAUGGUUGAAA